UUCAGACUUUGAACUACUUAGGAAAGACGUACAGGGAACUUGAAGCUUUCAGUCGCUAAAGGAGAACUAACGGGCUGAGGGUACACACACACAUUUCAGUUUUCAAAGAGGUGGGGUAACCCCCCCAACCCCUCUGUGGCAUCUCUCACUAUGUCCCUCAUACCAGUACUGUCCAAGCGCCCAGGGCCCUGGUGGACUAGAAGAAUCCACACCCUCCAUGGCGGUCCUGUGGUUGUGCAGAGCGCCUCUAAAAUGACCACCAAGUCGGCAUCAGAGUUGGCUCUGCCCUCUCCAAUAAUAAUGCGUAGGCCUGCUGCUCCUGCGCUUCAAAGCCUCGCCAAGCUCCUCGGCGUUCCACAGAAGAAGCCAGAUCAGGAGGUUGUCCAGGUGCCUAUAAAGAGGCUUUUGCCAGCUGGCUGGCCGGUGGAAGUCCCAGGACGCUUUCUCCACCUUGGGCCGAGAGCGUUUGGUGAUGGGGUCAGCGCUCGGGGGCUGCGGGCCUUCUCCUCGUCUGCAAGGCUGCGUGCAACUCCUCCAGGGUGCACCUGCGGGGAGCUGAAUGCAACCCGAGACGGCCAGAGCAAUAAAUGCCCAGUCCAUGACUCAGGAAGAGCUUUACCUGCUGGCCUGGAGGAGGCUCAGCUUGCUAUGGGUGUGUGGACGGUUGGAUUGGGAGCAAUAGGUGCAGCCGUUAUCGGAAUCAUCCUCGCCAACACUGACCUUCUGGUGGCCAACACUCCGAUGGCUUCUCUGGAGUACCUGGAGGAUGCCGAUCUGAAGAGCACCACAGAUGUCUUGUCUAAUUGGGAAGUGUUGUCUCUGUCAGACUCUCCAAGCUUCAAGGCUAAAACUCUGUGGGAGAAGUCUGGUGCGGUGGUUAUGGCUGUUCGACGACCUGGAUGAUUUUUGUGCAGAGAGGAGGCCUCUGAGCUGUCCUCUCUGAAGCCCCAGCUUGAGGAGCUCGGGGUCCCUCUCUAUGCCGUUGUGAAGGAGAACAUCGACACAGAGAUCCAGGACUUCAGACCGCACUUCGCUGGGGACAUCUUUCUGGAUGAGAAGAAAUCGUUCUAUGGCCAGGAGCCGAGGAGGAUGGGUGGAAUGGGCAUGUUGCGUUUGGGGGUGUUGCAGAACUUCAAGCGAGCCUGGAGUGCGGGUUACAAGGGCAACAUGAAGGGAGAGGGCUUCAUCUUGGGUGGAGUGUACGUCAUAGGAUCAGGAAAGCAGGGCAUACUUCUGGAACACCAGGAGAAGGAGUUUGGGGAUAAGGUCGACAUUGCUUCUGUCUUAGAGGCAGCUAAGAAAGUUGUGGUCGAGAAAUAGAGUAAAGUAUGGAGCCCAGGAGUAUUUAUGAACAAAAAACAAGAUAGCUAGGAUGAACAAAUUUAGUUAAGUUGACCUGUUUAAUGAAGGAAAGUUUUCUUAUCUGAUUUUGGAGGGAAAAUAUGCACUCAGCGAUCCACGUAUGUGACUGCAUACAACACACAGUAUAUGCACAUUAUUUAAUCUUCACAUGAUGUUUACCUCCAUGCUUAAGUCCUACCUGUUGACACCAUAUGAAGAAAAAGUUAUGAAGCCAAAGGAACCACUGUGUCAUCUACUGUGUACAUGUAUGCCCUUGUAUGUUGAAACAUGCACUUGCUAAGGUAUUGUUCAGUAAAGGAAGUCAGUCAUGCAGUUUGUCACCCAUUGCUGUUUCCCUUUUGGCUUAAAUAGCUAUUGGUGACACGACCACAUGAUUCCCUGUCCCGUAGACUUGAUUGUAUUUUAUGAGCCAAUCGCAACCAUGCGCUGUUUCCUCCUUGGACCUGCACUCCUGUGCGACUGCGCUGCUGCCGCUGUGCUGUUGGGCCUCGCCCAGCUGUGUGAUAAUGAUAGCUUGCCUGGAAACUCCAGCAGGAGGGGGCUGGUUUGAGAACCGACACAGCUGGGCACAUCUCCUCAGCACGCUGGCGCCACCGCAUUUGCCAGGUCUGUGACAGGUGUGUGUGAACACUACUACUCAACAAUAAAAACAGACCUCAGUAAA
Alosa alosa (allis shad) is the source of this 2026-nucleotide messenger RNA. RefSeq names its product peroxiredoxin-like 2A. Lineage: Eukaryota; Metazoa; Chordata; Actinopteri; Clupeiformes; Clupeidae. The record is from RefSeq and is a predicted model, not a curated record. The transcript has 7 exons.